AUGUCAUCCACACCCACUUUUAAAGGAACCAUCAACCACAAAACGGUCGGCAGAGGCAGGCUGCCCGACUUUCAAGACAGUCACAUUCCUCGUCCUCGCCCGGACACCUCCUCCACUGUACACACCCCGCAGACCGCGUCCAGCGAUAUUGGAAGCAACACCAUGAGUGCUGCCAGCAGUCGACAGCGUCAAAAUCAGUCCAAGCGCGAUGAGGCGAUUCGGCGAAAAUUGGAGGCCGACCUCAACAAAAAGCGCCAACACACGACCAGAGCAAACCGUUCUCGCAAAGCUCCUCCCGGCACCGUUCUUGCUUUGAAACCCAGCCAAGCCCUGCAGAUUAAGCCUAAUACUACCAUUGCCGAAGCCGCCCAGUUGAUGGCCGCCAAGAGAGAAGACUGCGUACUGGUUACCGACGAUGAUGACCGUAUCUCUGGUAUCUUCACCGCGAAGGAUCUCGCUUUCCGGGUGGUGGGAGCAGGCCACAAGGCGCGUGAAGUCACGGUGGCUGAGAUCAUGACCAAGAACCCUCUUUGCGCCAGGACCGACACAAGCGCCACCGAUGCUCUCGAUCUGAUGGUGCGUAAGGGAUUCCGCCAUUUGCCCGUCAUGGAUGAGAAUCAGGACAUCUCCGGUGUGCUUGAUAUUACGAAAUGCUUCUACGAUGCGAUGGAGAAACUGGAACGUGCCUACAGCUCUUCCCGCAAACUCUACGACGCCUUGGAAGGUGUCCAGACCGAACUCGGCUCCAGCCAGCCCCAGCAAAUCAUUCAGUACGUCGAAGCUUUGCGGCAUAAGAUGUCCGGCCCGACGCUGGAGUCUGUCCUAGACGGCAUGCCCCCGACCACCGUCUCUGUCCGCACAACCGUCAAGGAAGCGGCUGCUUUGAUGAAAGAGCACCACACCACCGCCCUUCUCGUACAGGACCAGGGCUCUAUUACCGGCAUCUUCACCAGCAAGGACAUCGUACUGCGUGUCAUUGCUCCGGGACUUGACCCCGCCACUUGCAGUGUUGUUCGCGUCAUGACCCCUCACCCGGAUUUUGCCCCCAGCGACAUGAGUAUCCAAGCUGCGCUUCGGAAAAUGCACGACGGACACUACCUGAACCUGCCUGUUAUGAACGAUGCAGGAGAGAUUGUGGGUAUGGUGGAUGUGCUCAAGUUGACAUAUGCGACUCUAGAACAGAUCAAUACCAUGUCGUCACAAGACGAUGAGGGUCCCGCAUGGAACAAGUUCUGGCUCUCAAUGGACCACGAGUCAGACUCAAUGGUCUCAGGAAGCCAGCAGCCCGCUCAGCGGUCAGUGAUCAGCCCCGAGUCACCCAAGGCUAGUUAUGACACUCGGGACAGCGUUCUCCCCAACGAGUCUGCCUCCCACCACGGUGGGGAUGAGCAUUCGGAAUACGCGGAGCCGCACCAUGCGGAACACAUCUCGUUUCCGUUCAAAUUCAAGGCUCCCAGUGGACGAGUGCACCGCGUUAAUGUUCUUCCUGCUGCCGGUGUCGCCGAGCUGGUCGCUCAAGUAUCGGCCAAAUUGGGUCCCGAGGUAGAGGCCGUCGGCGGUGCUCCAAUCAGCGAAGACGGCAAGCUCAGCAACACGGGCUAUGCUCUCAGUUAUAUGGACAACGAAGGCGACACCGUUUCAAUCACCACAGAUCAGGAUCUGUCUGAUGCUGUGAGUCUCGCGCGUCUGUCGCAUAGAGACAAGGUCGAUCUGUUCGUGCACGAUCCUAGCCAGCCUCCAAUUCCGGCUACUCUGGAUCCUCAACCAGCUCCGACCCGUCCUGUCGAGGAGAAAAGUGUGAUCUCUGAGGAACGAACCGAGGAGGAGGUGCUAGUGGCCAAGCCCCCCCGGGCUCAGUCCUUCCCUGCACACCACGUCGAGGAGCAGUUCAUUGCCGGAGUUCCCAACGAGCUACUGUUGCCUGGAGCGAUUGUGACCUUGGCCGCGGUGAUUGCGGGUGUAUUCAUCCUAGGCCGGGCUACUUCUCGGUGAAUUCCAAGGUCGUGGUUGCGUACGAAGAUAGAAAGCUAUAUGUAAUUAUGUCUCUUUACUUUCCUGUUUGUCUAAUGUUUGUCAUAGCCCAUCUCGUAUCUGUGUAAUACUAUUGGCGAUCUUUCUGGAGAUUUCUCUCCCUUCUUCUUCUCUUCCCGGCUUGACCUCUCUCGACUUGAGGGUAUUGUUUGGCGCGAUGGUACCCUGGUCAAAGUGCGUGGUGUUAGAUUCCCUGAUUCACAUCCGCAUGGUGAAGUCUCUUUGGGCUGAGGUAGAUUUCACGAGCGAAUUGAAAAGAACAAGAACAAAGACGAGAAGCGGCUUGGAUUGCUGAGUGGACAUUGUAAUAUCAACCAAUGGAGGUAGUAAAUAGUACU
Aspergillus brunneoviolaceus CBS 621.78 is the source of this 2369-nucleotide messenger RNA. RefSeq names its product CBS and PB1 domain protein. Gene Ontology annotation, molecular function: protein binding. The record is from RefSeq and is a predicted model, not a curated record. The transcript is spliced from 4 exons. Lineage: Eukaryota; Fungi; Ascomycota; Eurotiomycetes; Eurotiales; Aspergillaceae. Bases 1 to 1992 code for a protein of 663 amino acids.